Molecule: messenger RNA, 628 nt
Organism: Drosophila grimshawi
Lineage: Eukaryota; Metazoa; Arthropoda; Insecta; Diptera; Drosophilidae
Product: putative oligosaccharyltransferase complex subunit CG9662
Exons: 2
Coding region: 69-518 (149 amino acids)
Cellular component (GO): oligosaccharyltransferase complex
Source: RefSeq, a predicted model, not a curated record
GCCUACGCCGGCUUUUUGAGUUUGUUAAAAACACAUUGAAUUUUGUGCAUAUUUAAAAAGAGAACAAAAUGCUGGAAACAAUUUAUAACCUGCCAUUUCACAUACUGGUGCCACCCAACAUCAAAGUGCGGCGCUUCUCCAUUCCGAUGCCAUCACCCAUGGCUGUGUUUUCGGUGGUGCUGCUUUCCUAUUUCCUGGUCACUGGCGGUAUAAUUUAUGAUGUGAUUGUGGAGCCACCGAGUGUGGGCGCAACUGUCGACGAGCAUGGACACUCGCGACCCGUAGCCUUUAUGCCAUACCGCGUGAAUGCCCAAUAUAUUAUGGAGGGACUCGCGAGCAGUUUUCUAUUUACCAUUGGCGGUCUCGGCUUCAUUAUUAUGGACCAAACUCAUGCGUCAGGCAAAACGAAUCUCAAUCGGCUGCUUUUAACCGCAAUGGGAUUCAUCUUCAUAUUGGUCUCGUUCUUUACGACCUGGCUAUUCAUGCGCAUGAAACUGCCCAGCUAUUUGCAACCUUAAAACAAAUGGAUUAACUUAUUUGUAGCAAUAGGUGCACAAUCGAAAAUCUCUAUUAGUAUUACAUUUUGUAUUCGAUAUUAAAAUGUUUCCUAAGCGAAGAAUUGUUCAAA